AGCCGUCGGAUAUGAUAGACAUGUAGCUACACUAUAGGAUGAGCAGUUGUUGGUAGGUAGGCUUUCGGUUUUCAACCUGCGUGUUGGCGCCAACACGGCAGCGCUAAAAAGCUACUCACUCGACCGAGGACCCAGGACGUACGAGUUCUCCCGACUUCCUGUUCCAGCUCAAGAGCUGGAAACCCCAGUAGAGAGUACGUACGUACAAGCGAUCGACUGUGACCGUGUGGGUGUGUGGGGUGUGGUCAUGGCGGGAUCGGGACGCGAGGGGGCUCCAGCAGCGAGCUCCGCGGGCGCCAGCCUGAUGACCGACUACCUCGACCGCCCGAACGCCAUCCACCGCCGCGCCGCGUCGCUCGCCAUCGUGCGCUCCGGCGGCGCGCGGGCGGCCGGGGACGACGACGACGGCCCGCGCGUCGUCGACGGGCACGGGCGGGAGGACCGGAGGGCGCAGUCGUCUCGCCGACGGCCCUCGCUGUCGCUAUGGCGCUCCAAUAGGGCGACGGCCGUUGAUUCGAGAACACCCGUUCCGGGCGCCGGGGCGCGGGGGGGUGGCAAGGAUAAAGGCGGAGGGUCGUCGACGUGGAGGAGCUGGAGGCCCGUGCGCGCGCUGUCGCACCUCGGGAAGCGCCGCGCGGGGUGCCUGUUCUCGGUCCAGGUCGACGCCGCCCGCGGCGUGCCGGCGUCCAUGGAAGGGUUCCGCCUCGCCGUCACCGUGCGCAAGGCGGAGACCAGCAGGGACGCCGGCGCCGUGCAGACCAUGCCGUGCCGGGUGCGCGACGGCGCCGCGGAGUUCGACGAGACGCUCUUCGUCAGGUGCAGCCUCUACUUUACCGGCGGUGCCGGCACGGGGAAGCCGCUCAGGCUCCAGCCCCGGAGGUUCGUCGUGUCCGUCGUCGCCGUCGAGGGACGGGGCGCGCUUCUGGGCGCGCACACCGUUGACGUCAGCUCGCUGGUGAUCGAGUCUCUCGACAAGAUCAGCUCCGAGGGACGCCGCGUCAGGUGGUUCCACAAGACGUUCGCGCUCUCCUCCGGCAAGGCGGCGGCCGCCGCCGCCGGCGGAGAGCUGCAGCUCAAGCUCGGGUUUCAGCUCAUGGGAGACGCAGGGCUCAGCCUCUACACGCAAGCCGGGGAGAGGGACGAGAAGUACUCUCCGGCCUCCUCCUCUCGUGCCAGGGCUCACAACAGGAACUCGUUCAGCGUUUCGACCACGCCCAAGCUUCUUUCGUCAUCUGACGCUUCCAUCUCACCUUCCAUGAGAGCCUACAAGCAGCUUGUCGAUAGGCUUCGCGUCGACGAGAAUGGAGAUCCUGAUCAUCAUCAUCCUGCGGUAAGGUCUCUGAUACCUCGGAAGCCCGGCGACGACGAGCUUUCGGCGUCCACCAGCGACGCCGGCGACGUGUUCAGCCUCCCCGAGUACGAGGUCGUGGAGAAGGGCGUUGAAACGGUCAAAGAAGUCGUCCAUUACCAGGCGCAACGCGACGUGCUGCGGGAGCUCGACUCCAUUGCCGACCAGAUCGAGGCCAUCGAGGCGUUGAUGACCAACGGCGGGAAGAAGUCGCCCAAGGCGGCGGAUCAGCAGCGCCUGGACGCGGAUGAAGAGAUGGUGACGGUGGAGUUUCUUAGGAAGCUCGAGGUGGACGGUGUCGGUGACAAGAAGAAGCUCAAGCUGCCCGUGACGCCAAGAAGCGGGUCGCCGUCGCCAAGGAAGGCGGCGACGACGACUCCGCCCGUCGUGCCGGACUUGGGGCGGGGCAUCGGCCCUGCCGUGCAAACGCGUGAUGGCGGGUUCCUGGUGUCCAUGAACCCGUUCGACUUGCCAUUGGCGAGCCGAGAUGGCCCCCCGAAGCUCGCCAUGCAGGUGUCCAGGCCCUUCGUACUGCCGGGCGCCAUGGCGGCGACGACAGGGUUCGACGUGCUCCAAAAGAUGGCGGCGGCCGGUGGCGCCGACGAGGUGCGGGAUAGGGUGGCGUCGCUCGGUGGCAUGGACAAUAUCACGGGGAAGACGCCCGAGCAGGUGGGCUUCGAGGGCAUCGCGGCGGCGGUCAUCGGCGGGCGGCGCACCGAGGGCGCGAGCUCGAGCGCCGCCCGGUCCGUGCGGCUGGUGCGGAAGCUCGCCACGGCCUUGUCCGAGGGCCGGAGCGAGCGCGUCUCCACGGGCAUCUGGACCGCGGGCGACGACCCGGAGACGUUGGAGGAAGUUCUCGCCUUCUCCCUGCAGAAGCUGGAGACCAUGGCCGUGGACGCGCUGGCGGUCCAGGCCGAGAUGGCCGACGAGGACGCGCCGUUCGAAGUGUCAGCGUCGGCGGGGGACACGACGAGCGUGUUCGACUCGCUGGUGCCGUCGGACGAGUGGUCCGAGUCUGCUGCAGGCGGUGGCUCCGACGGGCGCGUCACGCUGGUAGCGGCCAUCCAGGUGCGCGACCCGUGGCGGCGGUACGAGGCGGUGGGCGCGCCGAUGGUCGCCGUCGUGCAGUCGGCGAGGCUGCUGGGCGCGGCGGGCUACAGCGGCGGGAGGUUCAAGGUGAGGAGCCUGCACGUCGGCGGCGUGCAGAUGAGGUGCCCGCCGUCCGGAAGAGGCGGCGGGAGCGCGAGCUGGGGCGCGGAGAGGCAGAAGCUGACGGCGAUGCAGUGGAUGCUCGCGCACGGGCCGGCGGCCCGCGCCGGCAAGAGGGCGACGACGCCGACGACGCCGACGGCGGCGCAGGGGAGGGCGAGAGUAGUGCAGCGGCCCGACGUCGUGUGGAGCCUGUCGUCGCGGGUGCUCGCCGGGAUGUGGUUGAAGACGGUGCGGAACCCGGACGUGAGGAUUGGCAAAGGCGGCGGCACGUGACGUCAUCUGCGGUGACUACGUGCAGCAUGAGUGCAUGAGCGCAUCGGGCUUAGAUUUGCAUCAUGAUGAUGUAAUCUCAUAGAUUCUGGUUGUAUAUGUAUGUAGUGUAGUGGUGUGGAUUUGCAGUUUGUAUGGUAGUUACAAAUUUACAUUUGUUCCUUCA
Molecule: messenger RNA, 2996 nt
Organism: Sorghum bicolor (sorghum)
Lineage: Eukaryota; Viridiplantae; Streptophyta; Magnoliopsida; Poales; Poaceae
Product: protein PLASTID MOVEMENT IMPAIRED 1
Exons: 1
Coding region: 248-2833 (861 amino acids)
Source: RefSeq, a predicted model, not a curated record